Dryobates pubescens (Downy woodpecker) is the source of this 1752-nucleotide messenger RNA. RefSeq names its product sorting nexin 5 (gene SNX5). The transcript has 13 exons. Lineage: Eukaryota; Metazoa; Chordata; Aves; Piciformes; Picidae. Gene Ontology annotation, biological process: pinocytosis. Gene Ontology annotation, cellular component: endosome. The coding region runs from base 52 to 1245 and encodes 397 amino acids. The record is from RefSeq and is a predicted model, not a curated record. Gene Ontology annotation, molecular function: phosphatidylinositol binding; dynactin binding.
GCGAAGAAGAAGAGGAGGGAGGCGGUGAGUGGCUGGUUGUGCCUGGGUGAAAUGGCUUUGCUCCGGGAGGACGCGCAGAACAAGCUGAGGUCUGUAUCUGUAGACCUGAAUUUUGAUCCUUCUCUCCAAAUUGACAUACCUGAUGCCCUGAGUGAAAAGGACAGAGUGAAGUUCACUGUGCAUACCAAGACUACCCUGCCAGCUUUUCAAAGCCCUGAGUUUUCAGUUACAAGGCAGCAUGAAGACUUUGUGUGGCUGCAUGAUACGCUCAGUGAAACUGAAGAGUAUGCAGGACUCAUUAUACCUCCAGCACCUUCGAAGCCUGACUUUGAUGGACCCCGAGAGAAGAUGCAGAAGCUAGGGGAAGGAGAAGUGUCUAUGACAAAAGAGGAGUUUGCCAAAAUGAAGCAAGAGCUUGAAGCUGAAUACCUUGCUGUCUUCAAGAAAACUGUGUCAUCACAUGAAGUCUUCCUUCAGCGUAUUUCUUCUCAUCCUGUGCUCAGCAAGGAUCACAACUUUCAUGUUUUCCUGGAGUAUGACCAGGAUCUGAGUGUUCGGAGGAAAAACACAAAGGAGAUGUUUGGUGGCUUUCUAAAAAGUGUGGUGAAGAGUGCAGAUGAAGUCCUCUUCUCUGGAGUCAAGGAAGUAGAAGACUUUUUUGAGCAAGAGAAGAUUUUUCUUGUAAACUACUGCAACAAAAUCAAGGAUGCAUGUGCAAAAGCAGAUAAGAUGACAAGAUCUCAUAAAAAUGUUGCAGAUGACUAUAUUUAUGCUUCAGCUCGCUUGAGCAGCCUGGCAUUAGAAGAGCCUACAGUUAUCAAAAGGUACUUGUUGAAAGUUGCUGAGCUCUUUGAGAAACUUGGGAAGGUGGAAGGCAGGGUGUCAUCUGAUAAAGAUUUGAAGCUCUCUGAACUGUUGCGCUACUACAUGCUCAAUAUAAAAGCUGCCAAGGAUCUUCUGUACAGACGUACAAGGGCUCUUGUUGACUAUGAAAACUCCAACAAAGCUCUAGAUAAAGCCAGGCUAAAGAGCAAGGAUGUCAGGCUGGCUGAGGCACAUCAACAGGAUUGUUGUCAGAAGUUUGAAAAGAUUUCAGAAUCAGCCAAACAAGAGCUGGUGAGCUUCAAAGAGAAGAGAAUAGCAGCGUUCCGCAAAAACCUCAUUGAAAUGGCAGAGCUGGAAAUAAAACAUGCAAAGAACAACGUCUCUCUCCUGCAGAGCUGUAUUGACUUGUUCAACAAUUAAGGCACCUUUAUCCUGAGAAUGUGAAAGAAGCAUCAAUUGCACUCAAUGGCCAGGGACAACUUAUUGCCUUGUCUUCAUUAGCUUAAUAUAAAGAUUCUCACUGAGAUUGUUAGACUAAUACUUGUUGAUAGUGAUACAUUGACUUUCUUGGUAUAAAUGGGAGCUGAACUGUGUAUGAAUUGGCUAGAUGGAGCUCAUGUCCUGUUGGCUGAUAACUCAAAGUGAGUUAAAUGUAAGAAAUCAGUUUGCUGCUGCCUGACUUCACUUAGCAGGAAAUGUUUUCUGAGGACAACUCUUUGGGUUUUUUUGCAGGGUCAUCAAGUAAUCUGUCUCUUCAUAUCCCUGAUACAUUUAAAGUGGGGGCAGACUUAGUGUAGCCAUUUUCUAAGAGAAAUAUCUUAACAUUCCACUUCCCAGGCAGAUUUCUACUGCAAUAUAUUUUGGAUUUCUAUAACUACAUUCAGUAUUUGUACACUUUGGGCAAUACAGCAAAUAAAGGUCUGAUAC